Molecule: messenger RNA, 3267 nt
Organism: Cololabis saira (Pacific saury)
Lineage: Eukaryota; Metazoa; Chordata; Actinopteri; Beloniformes; Belonidae
Gene: copb1
Product: COPI coat complex subunit beta 1
Exons: 22
Coding region: 197-3058 (953 amino acids)
Biological process (GO): intracellular protein transport; intra-Golgi vesicle-mediated transport; endoplasmic reticulum to Golgi vesicle-mediated transport
Cellular component (GO): cytoplasm; COPI vesicle coat
Molecular function (GO): structural molecule activity
Source: RefSeq, a predicted model, not a curated record
CGGCCGUGAUCUUCCACGUCACUAGGAAGUGGAGCAGCUCGCUAACGGGGCUCGCAGGGAUUUGCUUUCCACAUUUAAAUACCCCAACCUGGAUACCAAAAGCCACUUUGGACGACAUAUAGGCGUACGAUAAGAUAUUAUCCAGACAAGGAUAUUGAUUGGGACUCUUCUUGACUGAAACAAGCCCAGCAGCAAAAUGACAGCUGCAGAAAACGUUUGUUACACUCUCAUAAAUGUUGCAUCUGACUCGGAGCCUCCGUCUGAAGUCAGCCUAAAAGCUGAUCUAGAAAAGGGAGAGAUCAAAGCAAAAACGGAGGCCCUGAAGAAGGUCAUUAUCAUGAUCCUGAAUGGCGAGAAGUUGCCAGGACUGCUGAUGACUAUAAUUCGCUUCGUGCUGCCUCUUCAAGAUCACACAAUCAAGAAGUUGCUGCUGGUUUUCUGGGAGAUUGUCCCCAAAACUACUCCUGAUGGCAAGCUGCUUCAGGAGAUGAUUCUGGUCUGUGAUGCCUACAGAAAGGACCUGCAGCAUCCCAACGAGUUCAUCCGUGGCUCCACUCUGCGUUUCCUGUGCAAGCUGAAGGAGUCUGAACUGCUCGAGCCUCUCAUGCCAGCCAUCCGGGCCUGCCUGGAGCACCGUCACAGUUACGUGCGCCGCAACGCUGUCCUGGCCAUUUACACCAUCUACAGGAACUUUGACCAUCUCAUCCCAGAUGCGCCGGAGUUGAUCCAUGAUUUUCUCGUUAAUGAGAAAGAUGCCAGCUGUAAGAGGAAUGCUUUCAUGAUGCUGAUUCAUGCAGAUCAGGAUCGAGCUUUGGAUUACCUCAGCACCUGUAUUGAUCAAGUGCACACUUUUGGUGACAUCCUGCAGUUGGUCAUUGUGGAGCUGAUUUACAAGGUUUGCCAUGCCAACCCUUCUGAGCGCGCCCGUUUCAUCCGUUGCAUCUACAACCUGCUGCAGUCGUCAAGCCCGGCCGUUAAGUAUGAGGCUGCUGGCACCCUUGUUACCCUCUCCAGUGCCCCCACGGCUGUUAAGGCUGCUGCCCAGUGCUACAUUGAUUUGAUCAUUAAGGAGAGUGACAACAACGUUAAGCUGAUCGUUCUCGAUCGUCUGAUUGAACUGAAGGAGCAUCCCACUCACGAGCGUGUACUACAGGACCUUGUGAUGGACAUCCUGCGUGUCCUCAGCACUCCUGACCUGGAAGUUAGAAAGAAGACCUUGCAGUUGGCAUUGGACCUCGUCUCGUCACGCAAUGUGGAGGAGUUGGUGAUUGUUUUGAAGAAAGAAGUGAUCAAGACAAACAAUGUGACUGAACACGAAGACACUGAUAAGUACCGUCAGCUCUUGGUGCGCACGCUCCACUCGUGCAGCGUGCGCUUUCCUGACAUGGCAGCCAACGUCAUACCUGUGCUGAUGGAGUUCCUGAGCGACACGAACGAGGCAGCUGCUGCCGAUGUGCUGGAGUUUGUGCGCGAAGCCAUACAGAGAUUUGACAACUUGAGACCACUGAUCAUCGAAAAGAUGCUGGAAGUGUUUCAUGCCAUCAAAACUGUCAAGAUUUACAGAGGAGCUCUUUGGAUCCUAGGGGAAUACUGCAGCACCAAGGAAGACAUCCAGAGUGUGAUGACAGAAGUACGUCGGUCUCUGGGAGAGAUCCCCAUUGUUGAGAAUGAGAUAAAGAAAGAAACGGGUGAAGUUAAACCAGAGGAUGAAGUUAGUGCUGCUCCAGCUCAGAAGCUAGUGACAGAGAUGGGCACCUAUGUAACACAGAGUGCCUUGAGCUCCUCGAGACCCUCAAAGAAAGAAGAAGACAGACCUCCACUCAGAGGCUUCCUGAUGGAUGGGGACUUCUAUGUGGCAGCUUCCUUGGCCACCACGCUGACCAAAGUGGCCUUGCGCUACGUUUCAAUUGUUCAAGAAAAAAAGAGACAAAAUUCAUUUGUUGCAGAGGCCAUGCUGAUAAUGGUCACUGUGCUGCACCUGGGCAAGUCCUCCCUCCCUAAGAAGCCAAUUACAGAUGAUGAUGUGGACCGCAUCUCGUUGUGCCUGAAGGUCCUGUCAGAGUGUUCACCACUUAUGAAUGACAUUUUCAACAAGGAGUGCCGCAAAUCCCUGUCACAUAUGCUCACCGUCAGACUGGAGGAAGAGAAGCUGUCACAGAAGAAAGAAUCUGAGAAACGGAAUGUUACGGUCCAGGCAGACGAUCCAAUCUCCUUCAUGCAGCUCACAGCCAAAAAUGAGAUGACCUCUAAAGAGGAUCAGUUUCAGCUCAGCCUGUUGGCUGCCAUGGGAAACACUCAGAGGAAGGAGGCUCUGGAUCCUCUUGCAUCAAAACUCAACAAGGUGACCCAACUCACAGGCUUCUCAGACCCAGUGUAUGCUGAAGCUUAUGUUCAUGUCAACCAGUAUGACAUUGUUCUGGAUGUGCUGGUAGUCAACCAGACCAGUGACACUCUUCAGAACUGCACCCUUGAGCUGGCCACUUUAGGGGAUCUCAAGUUGGUUGAAAAACCUUCCCCUCUAACUCUCGCCCCUCAUGAUUUUGCCAACAUUAAGGCAAAUGUCAAGGUUGCCUCUACUGAGAAUGGCAUUAUAUUUGGCAACAUUGUCUAUGACGUAUCGGGAGCUGCCAGUGACAGAAACUGUGUUGUCCUUAGUGACAUCCAUAUUGACAUCAUGGACUACAUUCAGCCAGCUUCCUGCACUGAUGCAGAAUUCAGACAGAUGUGGGCAGAAUUUGAGUGGGAAAACAAGGUGACAGUGAACACCAACAUCACUGAUCUGAACGAGUAUCUCCAGCACAUCCUCAGGUCCACCAACAUGAAGUGUCUGACUCCUGAAAAGGCACUCUCUGGCUUCUGCGGCUUUAUGGCUGCCAACCUUUAUGCUCGAUCUAUCUUUGGAGAAGAUGCUCUGGCUAAUGUCAGCAUCGAGAAGCCCAUCCACCUGGGGCCUGACGCACCUGUCAACGGACACAUACGCAUCAGGGCCAAAAGUCAGGGAAUGGCCCUGAGCCUCGGUGACAAGAUCAACCUCUCCCAAAAAAAGGCAAACAUCUGAGACCGCUUUAUUGUCUUGCUUCACCCAUCGUACAGCCUUUUACAUCACUGCGUAUUAAGAAGUCAUUAUGUUCAGCUGCUUCUCUUCCCUCUGUUUUUUGUUUUAUUUUUUUCUCAUAUUUUUUAAAGAAUCUGUUUUCAGAAAGUUGCAUCUCAUCAAUGUCCUCUUCUGUGCUGUUUAAUUUUCAAUAAACAUACUGUAUAUUACAA